UCUAGGGUAUAACUAUAUGGAAGAUGUUUUUGUAAAGGCACAUUUAUCACCAAGUAAAAUUUUGGAAGUUAACUGUCAAAAAUUAUCAAAAGAAAGAAAACGCCAGUUGAAAUUUGAAGGAGACCCUGAAAUAAAAAAGAGGAAACUAUUGGUGAAAAAAGAGAAAAGAUCUAAUACGGAAUCGUUGGAGAAAAAAGAAGGAGUAACUUAUUCAUCUAAUAUGUCAUUCGCCUCUGUCACUUGUGAUGCAAGUAUACCUGUGAUUAAAUAUAGACCAGAUUUAUCAGAAGUUGCUAGUUGUGAAAAUAUCGUUGUCUUCGACUUGGAGACAUCUUCCUUAGGCUUAGAUUGUGAUAUUUUACAAAUUGCAGCAUCCCAUUUACAUAAAACGUCGGAUUACAGUACUUACAUUCAGCCAAGUAAAUCAAUUUCAACACAGGCCUCAGCUGUUACUGGUUUAACUAGCAAAGGAGGCGUGCUUUUUUAUAAAGGAGACCCUGUUCAAGUACUGUCACAAGAAGCUGCAUUUCAAAACUUUACCUCUUGGUUAGAACAGCAUAAACCAUGUGUCUUAGCAGCUCAUAAUUGUAAAACUUUUGAUGCUCGCCGAUUACUGUACAGUCUGUCAAAAUUUACCUGCUUCGGAGAAUUUAGACAAAAUGUUAGUGGUUUUGUGGAUACUUUGCCAUUGUUUAAAACAUUCUACCCAGAUUUGCCUAAUCAUAAGCAAAAUACAAUUUUUAAAGAAGUUUGCAAAAGUGAUUACAUUGCGCAUAAUGCAAUUGAGGAUGUUGAGGCUCUUAGAGUUUUGUUAGGCAAUAUUUCUAUUAACUACAAGAAAUUUUCAUUUACCAUUGAGAGUAUGAAUUCACAAAUGAAGUUUGACAAUGUUAGUAAAGUAGAUCAAGAGACUUUUACAACCUUAAUUACUCAAAAAAUCAUAUCACAGAGAAUAGCUGAUGUUAUGGCCAAAUCAGGCUUAAAAUUAAACCACUUAUAUUAUGCAUUUGAAAAGGAAGGAGAAGACGGAAUUCGAGAACUACUAUUAGAAAAGAGACGAGAUGGAUCGCCCAGAGUAACAAAGAACAAAUCGAUAAUAACGAAGUUAAUUGAUUAUUUCAAAAGACAAUAAAACAUACAUAU
Molecule: messenger RNA, 1143 nt
Organism: Mytilus trossulus (common blue mussel)
Lineage: Eukaryota; Metazoa; Mollusca; Bivalvia; Mytilida; Mytilidae
Product: DNA polymerase III PolC-type-like
Exons: 1
Coding region: 17-1132 (371 amino acids)
Biological process (GO): DNA catabolic process
Cellular component (GO): cytoplasm
Molecular function (GO): nucleic acid binding; 3'-5'-DNA exonuclease activity
Source: RefSeq, a predicted model, not a curated record